Molecule: messenger RNA, 813 nt
Organism: Colletotrichum graminicola M1.001
Lineage: Eukaryota; Fungi; Ascomycota; Sordariomycetes; Glomerellales; Glomerellaceae
Exons: 3
Coding region: 1-813 (270 amino acids)
Biological process (GO): regulation of Ras protein signal transduction; regulation of proteolysis
Molecular function (GO): phospholipid binding; peptidase inhibitor activity
Source: RefSeq, a predicted model, not a curated record
AUGAAGUCAGUCACCAGCUUUUUGGCAUUGUUUGCCGCAUUGAGUUGUGCCCUCGGGGACAAGCCACCCUCGCCGAGAAGCAUGUCGACAAAGGAAUUUCGACGGGCGUUCUUGGAUGCUGGCAUCAUUCCAGAUGUCAUGGGUUCUUUCAAUCCCGCGGUGUCUUUUUAUGCAGGCUACAAGUCCAGCGACGGCAACAAAACUCUCAUGAUGCCAGGUUCCAUGCUCCAAUUGAUGGAGACUAAGCUUCCGUUCGAGUUCAGCGUUGAAAACAUUAUGAAUGCACAGAACGUCACUCGGAAUACCCGAUACAUUCUUUGUAUGAUUGGGCCCGACUCACCAACACGCGAGGAACCAACCGAGCGGAACGUGAGGUACUAUCUCGCCGGUAACUUUACGGUGGAACAAACGAAAUCUGAGAUUCUCUCAUCGGCAUUGAUUAUGCACAACUCUACACCCGCUUUCAACGACUACAUGGUACCAGACCCCAAAUCAGGAAGCGGUAUGCACAGAUACGUGUACCUACUCUACGUUCAGCCCGAGAAGAUGAAUAAGAUGGGGUUCGAGGCGAUGGGUGUCGACAUGAAGGAACGAAAGAAAUUCAGCAUUUCCCAACUCCGAAAACAGGCCGGUUUGGACCGGCCGAUCGGGGGCACUUUCUUCACAGUGGACAUGGCCAAGAACAGCGAUGGAGGUGAUGGCGGCAAUAAUGGCGCAGGUGGUGGAAACGGAGGAAGCACUGCCUCUAUUGCGACUGUUGGCUCUAUCUUCAUGUUCAUCACGUUGCUGACCACCAUGUUUGUGUGGAUGUAA